AUGGCGGAUGACAGGGGCCUAGUGUUCGUGAAUUACGACAACCCGGUUGCACAGGCUGGCAAAAGAGAAUACCGGCGGAUUAUCAGCUCUCACAUUGGCAAGCACUACCGCAAAAGGUCCAAGCCUCUUCAAAAAUCUCAAGUUGAUCGAGCUAAACACCUGCAACAUCAAGGUGUGCAAGGUGCGCCGAACUCUCAUCGUGGUGCUUCACUGUCAACUAUCACUUUGAUACGAUAUAAAGGCAAUUGCGACCCCUUCGACUCUUACUGUGGUGUAGUCGAAAUCGACCCACAAAUCAACAAUAUCCUCGCCUUCUACCACGACUCCGCGACUGCAGGGAUGUCAGCUGUCUCCCUCCGCGGCUGGACUUUCUGGCAAAAUCCCACAGUGUCGACGCGGGACGCAUUGGAUGUCCUGCAUGAUCCGCACACGGCCCGCGGUUUCCUCGCACGCGCUGCGAGUAUGGCGUCACUCCUUAUGCCGGGGCUACGCAGCCGCGCUUUGGCCCUAUUAGGCGACACUCUGAGAUCGUUGAAGCAUGACUUAGACGUCAACGCUGGCCACGGCCAUGUAGUCGGACCGAGAACUCAGAGUCGACCAAUGGCGGUAUAUCGACAAAUCAUGGUGCUGUUUAGCUGUGCAACGCUUAUUGGUGACUGGGGCGCUGCAAACGCUCAUGGAGUCAAGCUCCGGUCCAUCGUCCAGGGUCAAAGACAAGUUGGGACAGUUGACUUUGACAUGCUUCGUUACGUACUCUUUAUGGACGCGCAAUAUGCAGCAAUUUUUCUUGUGCAGCCUCUGUUCGAUGCUGAGCUCUGGUAUCUCGAAGAGUCUGAGAGGGGCUCCUUCAGUCCCCUGCCACUACCAAGGAUUUCGGACAGGCCGGAUGGGCUUGAGGCCAAGGGUGAUUGGUCGCGGAAUGCCAGCUUGCUUGGGCUGAUCGAUGCAGAGUCAUCUUUGCACGAUAUCCUUCUGGUCACACGAUCAGUGUUACGCAGAUGGGAGCAAUUCUGCCUUGGUCAUAUGUCAGCUAAACCUUCCGAGAGGGAGUAUUUGUGGCUGUCUAUAGAGUAUUAA
Exophiala xenobiotica is the source of this 1077-nucleotide messenger RNA. RefSeq lists its product as uncharacterized. NCBI's taxonomy places the organism in Eukaryota, Fungi, Ascomycota, Eurotiomycetes, Chaetothyriales, Herpotrichiellaceae. Bases 1 to 1077 code for a protein of 358 amino acids. The record is from RefSeq and is a predicted model, not a curated record. The transcript has a single exon.